Molecule: messenger RNA, 250 nt
Organism: Meloidogyne enterolobii
Lineage: Eukaryota; Metazoa; Nematoda; Chromadorea; Rhabditida; Meloidogynidae
Source: the annotation of a GenBank genome assembly
AUGAAUUUGUACUUUUACGUUCAAUUUUUAUUUGUAAUUGGGGUAAUUAAUAUUCCAAAUAUAUCUUCACAAGGGAAAAUUAAAAUGAAAAAUUCGGCAGAAUUAUAUUCAAAAAUAUUAUUAAAAUAUUUACAAACAAAUAAAGGAGAUUUAGAAGGGGUUAAAAGAUAUUCUGAUUUAAUGUUUUUAUUUAAUGCUAUUUUGGCUACUACAAAGGCGGAAAGGGAAUUGAAUAUAUUUAAAGUAUAAA